CACCUUUGAGAAGCCCACAACUUACCACGGUAAUCCUAGCAACUCUUACCAAGCUACAAUGGCCGAAACCGCUCCCGUGAAGAAGGCUCCUGCCAAGAAGCCCACCCACCCCCAGUACGCCGUCAUGAUUGCCGCUGCCAUCAAGGCCCUGAAAGAGCGCACCGGUUCAUCUCGCCAGGCCAUCCUCAAGUACAUCGUCGCCAACUACAAGGUCGGAGAUGAGAAGAAGGCUGGCGUCCGCCUCAAGCUGGCCCUGAGGAAGGGAGUUACCAAGGGAACCCUGAAGCAGAUGAAGGGAACUGGCGCCGCUGGUUCAUUCAGACUGGCUAAGGACGAGCCCGCUGCCAAGAAGCCCGCUGCCAAGAAGCCCGCUGCCAAGAAGCCUGCUGCCAAGAAGCCCGCUGCUAAGAAGCCCGCGGCCAAGAAAGCCGCUGCCAAGAAGCCUGCAGCCAAGAAGAGCCCAAAGAAGCCCGCAGCAAAGAAGGUUGCAAAGAAGCCCGCUGCCAAGAAGCCUGCAGCAAAGAAGCCUGCAGCCAAGAAGGUCGCAAAGAAGCCCGCUGCCAAGAAGCCAGCAAAGAAGUAAAUGGCUUCUAGUGCAAGACAAUCCUAGUUUGUAAGGCAGAGUUAUUUAUUUUAAUUUAAGGACGUUCUCAUUUACAAAAUGUAGAUAUGUAAAUAAUAAAUCUCUAUUUUACCAAAA
Penaeus chinensis is the source of this 700-nucleotide messenger RNA. Its product is annotated as histone H1-beta, late embryonic-like. Bases 59 to 583 code for a protein of 174 amino acids. NCBI's taxonomy places the organism in Eukaryota, Metazoa, Arthropoda, Malacostraca, Decapoda, Penaeidae. The transcript has a single exon. The record is from RefSeq and is a predicted model, not a curated record. Gene Ontology annotation, cellular component: nucleus; nucleosome. Gene Ontology annotation, molecular function: double-stranded DNA binding; nucleosomal DNA binding; structural constituent of chromatin. Gene Ontology annotation, biological process: chromosome condensation; nucleosome assembly; negative regulation of DNA recombination.